Peromyscus californicus insignis is the source of this 9546-nucleotide messenger RNA. It is a transcript of the gene Tlcd3a, whose product is annotated as TLC domain containing 3A. NCBI's taxonomy places the organism in Eukaryota, Metazoa, Chordata, Mammalia, Rodentia, Cricetidae. Gene Ontology annotation, cellular component: membrane; endoplasmic reticulum. The coding region runs from base 6661 to 7356 and encodes 231 amino acids. Gene Ontology annotation, biological process: lipid homeostasis. The transcript is spliced from 4 exons. The record is from RefSeq and is a predicted model, not a curated record.
GCAGCAAGUCCCGGGGGCUGCGAAGCUAACGUGCCACCGCUCGUUGGGCCCCCUUGGUAAGGGCUAUGUGUCCCCCGCUCUGCCAUCGGGAGUGAAAUGACCCCAGCUGAUGCAAGCACUGGCUGAGCAUGGUCGCACGUUCCUUUCAUCCUAUCCCUUGAUUUUAAUCCCAGCACUCAGGAGGCAGAGGCAGGUGGAUCUCUACGAGUUUGAGGCCAGCCUGGGCUACAUUGAGAGCUCCAGGCCAGCUGGGGCUACACAGUGAGAUUUUGUCUCAAAACAUAAAAUAAAUAAAACGAAGAAGAUGACUGCAGAGAAUGCUACCAGAGUAUGGCAUUAUUAUUAUUAGUGAUGAUGAUUAUUAUUAUCUGUAAUGGGCAUGCUUUAUUUUAAUAUAAUCCACUUUAUAAUCAGAAAACAAUAUAAAAAGCCAUCUGACUUAAGCAACCAGUAACCCUGUUGUGGAGUUAGUUACCUGUGAGACAUGAAGAUAUCAAAUCUUGCUAGUCUUAUUUCUAAUUCAGGAAGGCAGCUGAAUUUAUGCACAGGGAUUUUUCUGGCUCUCCUCAUUCCAAGGUGAUUUUCCUAAUGGCUCAAUGUCCUUGAAUAGUUUUAAAACAUGAAUUUAGAAGUGCUUGCUUUUAGGUUACUGUGACCUACAGACAAUCCAAAUGUUUCACUUUUUACAAAAGAAAUGUGUAUGUGAAAGUCUUCAAAAAUAGAAGUAAUACACAAAGGCAAGCACUUUAUAAUCAGCUCUUUGUGUAAAUUAUGGUUUUAUUGACAGGAUCAGUAUCACAGUGCACAAAAGCAAAGACUGCCCUUUGGUGUGUGGCUGUGGUUGUGGCCACUGUUUGCAGAAACCACAUACCUGGGGUGUGACCGUGCUUCCUAGAGGACUCACAGUUUGCUCUUGCAAAUAGGCCAGGAUAGAACCCAGGAAAGCUGAAGUCUGGAACUGGUUUAGGCUAGUUAAGGCUAGUCAAAGGCAUUUUUAAUCUAACAGGUGCUUAUUAUGUUAGUCACCUUUCUGUCACUGUUAAAAGACAAAACCUGAAAAAGGUCCAGGCAAAUCCUAAAGGAGGAUCCGUGUCGGCUCACAGUUUCCAUUCAUGGGCAUUUGGCACCACUGUGCUCGGUUGGGCUUGUGGAGAGGCAGGGAACACACAGCAAAACAAAGCUGCUCAUUUAUGGGGGUCAGGGGGGUGCAGAGAGGGAGGCUUCAAAUAAAAUACACCCUUAUGGUGACCUUAUAUCUAAGCCCUGCCUCCUAAAGUCCCCACCACACCCAGCACACCUAUUAAACCUGAGUCCAUCAAUGGACUAAUCCUUGGAUGAGGUCAGAGCCAAAGGCCCCACCUCUCCGCCAUACUGCACUGGGUACCAUGCCUUCCACACAAGAGCUCUCAUGGUAUUCCACACUCAAACCAGAAUAUUUCCUGAGACGUCUAGCAGCAGAGAACUGUGCUUCGGGCAGCCAGGAACAAUGAUCCUUUGUUGUGCCUGGCACAUAGUUUAACAUGAAGUUUUGAUUCAUAACUCACUUGAUUGUCCAAGCCACCCUGUGAGGCAGGUAGACACACACACACACACACACACACACACACACACACACACACACACACACCCGCAAACCACCACCAUGUUAUAGUGGAGCUGAAGUUGCUUUCUCCACGUCACACAGUUUAUGAGUCAGUUCCAAAACCAGGAUAGGAUUCGGGGUCUCUGAACCCAGCCUCAGUGCUGUCUGAAUUCCCAGAUAGCCACUACCACCUGCGCAAACAGUAGGCACACAUCAGUGCUGGGCUGUACCGAUCUGCUGUUUAUUGAGUGCAAGGUGCAGGAGAAACCAAGAGGAGGGUGAUUGAUUUCUUCCUAGCCACACCCUCAGCACUAAUGGCAAGUCACCUCCUUAUUUCUGCCAUGUGGCUUUUGUGGGUGUUCACCUAAAGAAAACAAUGGUCCACAGAAGGCCAUCACCCUCUUCCUUUUUGUGUGCCGCGUUGCAUCUUGGUGUCUUUCAUCCUUUCCCCUUGCCUAGCUGUUGGAAUUGUCACUCUCUGGGUCUUUGUGUCUGUUCGCCCUUGACUUGGGUAGAUCUUGGUUUAUUCCCUAAAACUUUAUUUUUGUCUCUCUAUAAAAAAUAUAUUUAUUUUAUUUUUAAUUUUGUGUGUGUGGGAGUGCGCAUGCGUGUGAGUGUAGGUGCCCUCGGAGGCCAAAAGGGCUGCAGCUGGAGUUAUAGAUGGUUGUGAGCUGAACUCCUCAGGUCCCCUGCAAGAGUAGUGAGUGCUCUUGACCACUGCGCCAUCUCUCCAGCCCAGCUUGGUUUCUCUUGAUCAUCUUCCUGUCUCUUUAUCUCCUGGCCUCUUCCCAUCAGUUCAUUUUCUGGUCCUCCUUCCUACUCUGUCUCUGCUUCAUCAAUCCCCAAGUGACAAAGAAUGUGGCCCCAAACAAAAUAACUGACUGUAAGAUCCCAUGUUCUCUAUUAGGAUUUUUAAAGGAUAUAUGAAGGUGGUGGUGGCACACGCCUUUAAUCACAGCACUCGGGAGGCAGAGGCAGGCGGAUCUCUGUGAGUUUGAGGUCAGCCUGGGCUACCAAGUGAGUUCCAGGACAGUCAGGGCUACAAAACAAAACAACAACAAAAAGCAUAUGAAUGGAUGAGACCUCCAAGUUCUCAUUCUGGAGUUCAAAAUAAAGAUGUUUGUGUGUGAAUCUAAAUUGUUUCCUUGUAGGAGCUUUUUCCUGGACAGGAAGCUGAUCUCUUUGAUGAAGGGGAGUAGCCCACACAACACAUACAUGGUAGUCACCCGGGAAUUGGCAAAUAUUUCACAAGGAAACAGACUAUUCAGUUUAUGUCUGGGAAGCAGACAUGGGAAGAGUCUCUAUAUCCUGUCUGCUAAUGAUGUCCAAGCAGCCUAGUGGAAUGGGAUAGAACCAAAAAGGAAGACCACAUACCUCAGUGGUAGACUCCUGACUAAACUAGAUCUUCAUAAAUUUCCUGUUCAAAGAGUGGUGUUUGUGUGUGUGUGUGUGUGUGUGUGUGUGUGUGUGUGUGUGUGUGUGUGUGUGUGUGUGUGUGUGUCUAUGGAGGCCAGAAGACAAUCUCAAAUGUCAUUCCUAAAGCGCUUUUCAGCUUGUGGGUUUUUUUGUUUGUUUGUUUGUUUUUGUUUUUGUUUUUUCGAGACAGGGUUUCUCCAUGUAGUUUUAGUGCCUAUCCUGGAUCUCUGUAGGCCUCUGUAGACCAGGCUGGCCUCUAACUCUCCUUGCUCUGCCUCCCGAGUGCUGGGAUUAAAGGCCACCACUCCCCGGCCUCAGCUUCUGUUUUUAAGACAGGUUCUCUCAUUGGCCCAGGCCUCUCUGAUUGUCCUGAAAGUCCCAGGGAUCUGCUUGGCCACCCCUCCAGAGCUGGGGCUUCCAGCUCACUACCAUGCCUAGUUGAUGUCUGUCAGGGGCUCUGAGGAUAGGAUUCAGGUCCUUAUACUUAUGCAACAGGUACUUUACACUUUACCAAGCUGUCUCCCCAGCCCCGGUAAGACUUUGAGUCUGGUAAAGGAGCCUUAACUUAGCAUCUAGCAUCCAAGUUUCAGCCUUGCUUUUUUUGAAAGUCUUAUUAUAUGGCCCCAGCUCACCUGCUGUGUAUUUCAAGCUUGCCUUGAACUUACUGCAAUCCUUCUGCCUCAGCCUCCCAAGUGCUAGGAUUACAAGUGUGUACCAUCGAAUCUGACCCAGAUUUCACUCUGGAAACCCAUACAAGCAGCAAAUUGUAAACUUCAGCAAUCCUACCACUGUGGUGUGAAGCUGUUGAAAUAACCCUAGAAGUCAAAUCAGAAGGUCCAGGUUUUACCUGGAGUCCUUUCAUUUCACAGGAUGGCAAGUCAGCUUCCCAUCCACAUUGGGGUUUCUUUGCGUACAAAAAGUCAUUAAUAACAUGCUCAGCUUUAGUGUUAAUGGUAAUAUUUGGGCUGGGGGCGUGCUGUGCAAGCAUGAUGACCUGCGUUUGAAUCCCCAGCCCCCACACAGAAAGGCGGGUGUGGCUGUGGACGCCUCUAACCCCAGGGCUGUUGGAGGUGGAAGCAGGAGGAUUACUGGGAUUGCUGGCAGCCAGCCUCACUCCAGGUUCAAUAAGAGGUCCUGUCUCAAAGAAAUACGGCAGAAAGCCAUAGGGCAGGCCUCUGGCUGCAUGCCUGUGUGUUCCGUGGGCACACACACUACACAUAUGCACAUCUUAAAAGUAGCAUUUGAGCCCCGAAACUCCAUGUCCCACACUGAAACUUGCAAGUAAACAAUGAGGAACGGUAGUUUUGUAGUUAUUACUCUGAAACCAUAUUGAGAAAGAGUAUUACUCUCCUUUAUCAAGUUUGUAAGCAAUAUAGUCAUUAAGCACCACGUUAACCUUGAAGGUAGACAGUGCUAAACUCAGCCCCAGCUCUGCUGCCAGCAAUGUGACCCGGAGUAAGUUUUAAAUUGCUCUGGUCUGACUCUCACUCCCCUCCCCUCUCACACACAGUAACAGGUUUGAGGAUUUAAUUAAUGCAUGCAAAGUGUUUGAUGUGGUGCCUAGCAUACAGUAUAGUUCUCAACAUACAGUUUAAAAAUAUCAUUUAUUGAAUCCUUGAGAGGUGCCAUGCUUAAUUUGGGAUAUAAAAUACAAAGACAGCUCUGGGGAGGCAGAGGCAGGCAGAUCUCUGAGUUUGAGCCCAACCUGGUCUACGUAGCAAAUUCCAGGCUAGCCAGGGCUACAUUUUAGAGAGACCAUAUCUAAGAAAAAAAAAAAAAAAAACGCCCAUUAGAAAAUGAAUUUAUGGGGGCUGGAGAGAUGGCUCAAUGGUUAAGAGCACUAGCUGCUCUUCCAGAGGACCCAGGUUUAAUUCCCAGCACCCACAUGGCAGCUCACAACUGUCUGUCCCAGGGGAUUCAACACCCUCAUACAGACCUACAUGCAAGCAAAACACCAAUGUACAUAAAAAUAAAUAAAUUUUAAAAAAUAAAGUGAAUUUAUAAACCUACCUGGAAGAACACAGAAAUCUUUGUGGAGGAGGAAAUGUUGGACAAGACUUGAAGUGGGCUGGGAGGAUAGCCCAGUGGGUGAGCACAUGCCUGACAAGGGCAAGACUCAGGGUUAGAGACACAACAUGGGGGAAGCAUUGGAGGAUGAGCGGAUAAGCAGCAUCUUAAAAUUACUUAUUUAUUUGUUUGUUUAUUUAUUUAUAGUUUGGUGCUCCCUCCUCCCCUUCCCUUAGGGCUUGGUACUUUUGGUUCAGCUUUAUCAUUUUCCCACAAGGCUUUGAUUACUGGAAAGUCAAGUUCACAUUAAUGUUUGCUGGCUUUACAGUGAAUCGAUCUAAACAUUGUGGUGACUUCCUUGGGCACAAUGUUGGAAACUGAUUUUUCUCCUGUUUCCAUAUAUGAAACAUCUAUUGCUGUGUAUUCAUUUCAUGAAGGCAUCUUAAGAGUUUAGUGAAGAGCCUCCUGUGUGGAGGACGGUCCUGACUACUGGACAUUUUUAGCAUACUUGUUACAUGUUGCUAAUCUCUCCGAGCCAAGGCACAGAGGAUUUAGAACCACUCAUCACUGGGGGAGCUGGAGGUGACCAGGAGGCAUGGAUAGUGACUAGAAAGGGGGAUGGGCAAAGAUGUUUCCUGGAGAGAAUGGAAAGUUUACAGAUAGAUGUACUUUGUUCACAUGAGAGUCUUUUUUGUGAGGCACCCUGGUCCCAAACUGGAGUCCUUUUCAUCUACCAUUUAUGUUAGCUGUGAACUGGAGAAGCAGAGAUGCAGCCUGCCCUAAGGCAAUGAAAGUCCUGAUUCUCUUUGAGUUUUGUUACCUUAGUGUCAACUAAAUUCGCAUUAGCAACAUGUAGGGAGAUAUGAAGAGUUGUCUUCUCCCAAAUGAUUACAGCCCAGUAAUAGUAAAAAUAAGAAGAGAAAUUACCUUUUAAAGUUGAGAAAAUCUGACUCAAUAAUCAAUUAUAUACAAAUUGAAACAAGCAAAAGCUAUGUUCGCUAUAUUUCUACACCAUUAACUGAAUGUUAAUUUAUUGGCAUCUAUCAGAAACCAUCUGCUAUUAAUUUCAUAGAGGUCCCAGUAUCACAAGAAUUAAGAGUUGGAAAAGCCUUGAAGGGCUUGUAUUCAGCUUCUUCCUCGUUCACAAAGGAGGAAAUCGUGGUCCAGCUCAGAGAGGCUGAGCUCAGUUGUUCUGUCAAACCUCUCUAAGGAGACUUUAGAGAGCAUUUUUCAUGAUGGUGAUUUGAAGAGACCUGUAGUACCUUUCGAUUGUCCUGGGCAUUAAUUGAAUCCUAACACCCACCCCCUCUCCCCACACAUUUAAGUUAGAAGCUACAAACCAAAGCAGUUUCUCUCCUAAGAGAGUCCUGUCGGCGAUACUGAACCGGCUGGACCGUCCUGCGAGUUUCAAGGUGCUAAGCUAAAGUGGAAUCACCUAGCCCAAGAACUGUUAAAUAAGGACACAGCUGUCAUCCUCUGCACAGUUACACAGUUACCAAGACUCAGGUAGUAUUUGGGUCCAAAGCCAAGAGGUCUACAAGUACCACAGCAGGAAGGGAGGAACGCAGGCUUUCAAGCCUUCUUGGCGAUUCCAAAGAAGCCACUCCCUGAUGGGCAGGAAGGCCAUUUAAACUCCCUUUGGAAGCCACGAUAGGAUGCUCGGUGGAUCGGUGGAUGAGGGAGGGCAGGCGGCCACAACCCGCCCGAUCCUCCCUGGCGCUCAUCGCGCCCGCCCGGGUGCACGUCCUGCAGGGAGGCCCCUGCACGCGCCCGCGGUGACAGACAGGGGACUCGGCAGCCUCGCAACUAGACCCCGCCCCAGCUCCUGCCCGCGCCUAUCGCGGCCGGCGCGCUGGUCACGCGGGGCAGCGCCGGGGGCUGGCGGCCAGUGCCGGCGGGGCCCGAGUGGCGGCGGCCGGGCGGAGCGGGAGGAGGUUAGAAAUAGGGAGAGCGGGCCGCGCCGCCGAGCCGCCAGCCCCGAGCACGCUGCGCAGCGAGCGGCCGCACUCGCACCCGCACCGAUGCUGCUGACGCUGGCCAGCGGCGCGCUCUUCUUCCCGGGGCUCUUCGCGCUCAGCACCUGGGCGCUGCGCCGCUCGCGGCCGGGAUGGACGGACAACGACUGCCUGACGGUCGGCACCAGGCUGGUGUCCUCGGUGCAAGCAGUGCUGGCCACCGGGGCGGGGCUCAUCAUCAUCUGCUCCUGCAGCGACGUGGUCACAGACAGGUGCCGCGCUUGCUUUUCCUUUGCUCAAGAUAAUGAAGAGGUUUCUGGUGCCUUCAGAAAACGGACACGUUUGUGCCCAAAGUCAGGCCAGAAAAUGGACGUCUGUGACGCUUCAGUGAGAUGAAUAAAGACCAGAAGGGGCUAUCCUAUUUAAACCUGGGGAGUGGUGUUGCUUUUGUUUUAUCUGUAAACCUGACCAGCUUGGAACUUGUGGCACUCCUCCUCCAUCUGUAUCCUCAGAGCAGAAGAGCAGAUAUGUGCCACCACAUCAGGAUGUUUUUAUUUAUUUAUCUGUCUUCCCGCUUGGCUCUUUGAACCACUCUUUUCUCUUCCGAGAAGCUCAAGGGUGACAGGCAGGUGUCCAGGGACAGUUGGGUGGCCUUUCCCGAUUUUCCACCUUGCAGUGUCCUGUUUCCCUGCUGGAAGAGGAACCAGAAAGAGACUGUCUCAUGGUGGCCUGGGAUCUUACUGGGGUUUGAUCUUGCCGGCACCAUUUCAUGUUUUUCCUCUUAUGUCUCUUCUUUCUGAAACAGUGUCUCGUUAUGUAGUUUGGACUGGCCUCGACUCACGGAGAUCCGCUUGCCUCUGCCUCCUCGGUGCUGGGAUUGAAGGUGUGGUCCGCCAUGCCUGCUCUUGGCAGUCGCUCCACCUGAAAUGGCUCUGAGAAGCAGUGAGUCCCGUUGACGGGCAUUAGAACAGGUCUUAAAUCUUUGGGCCCUGAGAAACGCUGGCUAAUCAGUUUGCCUACAAGUGUCAUUAUUAUUUAUGUGCCAUUAUUAUUUCCCUCUAUUCCAUUCUUUUUUGAUUGAGCUGAGCUGUGAUAAAUGUGGAGCUAAUUCAGGAACAGAAUUAGCACCCUCUCUAGCUUGGCACCCUCACAUGGCAUCCUCUCUAGCUUCCCGGUGCUGCAGUUCAGUGGACUGGCUCCUUGGAAAAUCACUGGAGACAAGGUGAAACAUACAGAUUGGACCCUAGACAUGGGUUUAGACUCUCUGGGGAACAGAGUGCUUCACAAGCACUUCAGGUGACCUGGUGGUUAGGUAGUUUGAGAACUGUAUACUGAGUUUCCUCUUCUAACACGGUUGCUCAAAAAUUUACUAAACAAGCCGGGCGGUGGUGACGCAUGCCUUUAAUCCCAGCACUCGGGAGGCAGAGGCAGGCGAAUCUUUGUGAGUUCGAGGCCAGCCUGAUCUGCAAAGCGAGUUCCAGGAAAGGCACAAAGCUACACAGAGAAACCCUGUCUCGAAAAACCAUGAAAAUAAACCAAAAACAAACAAAAAAAAUUUACUAAACAAAUCUAAUCCUCCCUAGCAUAGGGCAGAUUCCAAUUUAAAUGUUUCUUUAUAUGAAGUUUUUGUGUGAUGUUGGUAAGUGCAGACAUCGUCCUUCCUGUGUAUGCUGGAACAGUAACAAAACAUCAUUUUGGCUCAGCAAAUGUUGUUUCACUCCUACUGGGCAAGUUAUAGGAACACAUAUAUGCCCCAGAUCAGGCCAGGAAAUGGACCUCUUCUGUUCCAGCCUCUCUUGGUAUUUAGUUGCUGUGUUGUGGUCCUUGAAGUCCAAACCUAUUUCUAUGCACACUUUUCUUUUUAAAGUAAAUUUAAUUCAUUUAGUGUGUGCGUGCACACGAACCGUGUUGUACUUGUGGAGGUCAGGCAACUUGCAGGAAAUGACUCUCUCCUUUCAUCACGUAGGUCCUGGAGAUUGAACUCAGGGGUCGUCAGGCAAACAUCUUAACCCACUAGGCCACAUCUAGCUGGUCCCAUACUUUUAUGAAUGAAUGGAAUCCACAGUUAACCAUAGAUAAGGAAAGAACAUGGCCAGGGUGCUUUCUACAAAUUGUCUACAGUGGGGCAUUCAGAAGCAAGAGAAAAUGUGUAGAUCUAGAAGUUAAACUCUGAAACUGCCAACUGUUGAGCAACUGAGGAGUUAAACUGGAAAGGUUGGACUUGUGAUUUAGAAGACCUUCCAAACCAGUUCCUUGGUGGAGCUGCUGAAUCACUGGGAAGUUUAUCUCCAUCGAAGUCAGUUUCUAUCAAAAAACUCGAAGUCUGUAGAUAAGUGGCGGAACCAGGCGAAGAGUUACAGUAAACCACCCGUAUAUCCAGGCAGAAUGGAUGCCUGCUUUUUACCCUCGACCCUCACGAGUUUGCUUCGUAAUUUAGAGAUACCCUCCUUAACAGAACACCCUCUUCACUGGGAAGGGCCCAAAGGAAUAGCUGAUUGAGAACAGAACUGAAGAGAGCCAGUGAAGAGACCGACUUUGUGCUCCAUCACUGACAUCCAUGGCUAUUUUGUCUGUCCCUGUGCUUUC